Messenger RNA from Carica papaya (papaya), 1188 nucleotides. Its product is annotated as Protein phosphatase 2C family protein. NCBI's taxonomy places the organism in Eukaryota, Viridiplantae, Streptophyta, Magnoliopsida, Brassicales, Caricaceae. Gene Ontology annotation, biological process: protein dephosphorylation. Gene Ontology annotation, molecular function: cation binding; protein serine/threonine phosphatase activity. The record is from RefSeq and is a predicted model, not a curated record.
UCAAUGGCCAGUAAUUCAAGCAAACAAAUCUCUUGGAAGAUCAAAGUCAGCUUGAAUCAGGGCCAAUGAGCUUGCACGACUCAGGACCUCAUGGAACAUAUAUUGGAAUAUAUGAUGGUCAUGGAGGUCCAGAAACUGCCCGUUUUGUAAAUGAUCGCCUCUUCAGUAAUAUCAAGAAGUUUACAUCAGAAAAUCAUGGGAUGUCUGGUGAUGUUAUUAACAAAGGUUUUUUAGCCACAGAAGAGGAAUUUCUCACGCUUGUGCGGAAACAGUGGCAAACCAAAGCCCAAAUUGCUUCUGUUGGAUCAUGUUGUUUGGUAGGAAUUAUUUGUAGUGGACUACUAUACAUUGCGAAUGCAGGAGAUUCUCGAGUGGUCUUAGGAAGAUUGGAAAAAGCCUUUAAAGAGGUCAAAGCUGUUCAAUUAUCAUAUGAGCAUAAUGCGAGUGUUGAAUCUGUGAGAGAGGAACUGCGCACAUUGCAUCCCGAUGAUCCACAGAUUGUGGUUUUAAAACAUAAAGUUUGGCGUGUUAAGGGUCUCAUACAGGUUUCAAGAUCCAUUGGAGAUGCAUAUCUAAAGAUGGCAGAAUUCAAUAAAGAGCCUCUGUUGCCUAAGUUUAGACUUCCAGAACCUUUCAGUAAACCAAUCCUUAAAGCUGAACCAACAGUAUCAGUGCAUAAGAUUCAACCUGAAGAUCAUUUUCUAAUAUUUGCAUCAGAUGGCCUAUGGGAGCACUUAAGCAAUCAGGAGGCUGUUGAUAUAGUCAACACCUGUCCACGUAACGGUAUUGCAAGGAGACUUGUCAAAGCAGCCCUUCGUGAGGCAGCAAAAAAACGAGAAAUGAGAUAUUCAGACUUGAAGAAGAUUGAUCGUGGGGUGAGAAGACAUUUUCAUGAUGACAUAACAGUUAUAGUUGUGUUCCUGGAUUUACAUCUAAUCAGUCGCAGCUCUUCGCGUGGCCCUCUUCUGUCUGUCAAAGGUUUCACUGGAAAUGCCAAUCCAUAGUUCAAGAGGUUCUAUGUGUCUGUUUACUUAAUCCAUACUUUCUUCAUUUGUAUUAAGAAACAUUUUUUUCCCAUUUUUUUUCUUAAAAAAAGCAGAGAUUAAAAAAAUCGAAGUUAAUGUAUAGCUAUGAUUCUUGGAAAACUUAUUUCCAUUUAGGCGGAAAGCCAUAAAAGAUUUCUCCAUA